This is a messenger RNA of Cucurbitaria berberidis CBS 394.84, 555 nucleotides long. RefSeq lists its product as uncharacterized. Bases 1 to 555 code for a protein of 184 amino acids. The transcript has 4 exons. The record is from RefSeq and is a predicted model, not a curated record. NCBI's taxonomy places the organism in Eukaryota, Fungi, Ascomycota, Dothideomycetes, Pleosporales, Cucurbitariaceae.
AUGCGUUUCUCCGCCAUUGUCCUCCCAGUCCUUGCUGGCCUCGCUGCCGCCCAAAACUCUGCCGCCUCUUCGCGAGCCUCCUCAGCGGCAAGUGCUGCCACCUCUGUCCAGGCCUCUGCAUCCGCGCAGGCUUCGUCCGCUGCUGCAUCUGCCUCGCGCGGAACUGCGUCAGGUGCUGCUUCAGCUAGCCGCUCCGCUAGUGCCAGUGCCCGUCCUACCAAGUCUGCCGGCACUGCUGAAGCUGUCGGUGUCAAGGGCCUCACGGGUGUUGUGAUGGGAAUGGCCUGGGCGGCUAAGUCCCAUCGUGCACAUUACGAUAUGUUUGAAUUUAGGUUCCAAUCAGGCCUUCAUGGCUCUAUCUGUAGGGAAUUUUAUGGAGUGUGCCGGUUUGGGAAAUUCAGGGCCGAUAGGGUGAUUCGAUUUGGAUCGAGGAUUAGUGGGACCUCUCAUACGUUAACCGCUUCGGCUUCUUCAUCACGCAAGCUUAGAGCCAUCACGGCUAGUCCUACAUAUGUUAGCGGUAUCACAGUAGCGGCGUUAGGGUUCGCUGCUUAA